Molecule: messenger RNA, 1627 nt
Organism: Rotaria sp. Silwood1
Lineage: Eukaryota; Metazoa; Rotifera; Eurotatoria; Philodinida; Philodinidae
Source: the annotation of a GenBank genome assembly
AUGUGGUUAGGUGACGUACCUUCUGAAUUACAAGGAUUGACAAUUCCAGAAGAAGAAUUGAUAUCACUCCAUCGUCACAACAGCUGUAUAAUAAAACUUCAUUCGCCUUUCCAUUCAACUACAACUGUCCAGACAGCAUUGAAAGGCAACUGUGUUACUUUUCUUCAAAAUGUACCAAAUAUUGUUAAUAGUUUACCACUUACACUUAACGAGCUGUGUGAUACACUUAAAGUAAUUUUCGUCGGAGCUCAUCCUCCUGAACGCAUUCAACUUAAAAAAGUGCUUACAGUACGCAGAAAGAAAAUUAUCGAAGCAUUACAUUGGCUGAAGAAACACAACGUACUUUAUCAAAAUGUUGAUAUAAAUCUGAAGAAUAUUGCUCAAUUACCUGAAGACGAUGUACCAGAAUGUAUUAUGUCAACGAUGGAACAGAAGAUAGGCGAUGAAGAAAUUCAAUCUGAAAGAAUUGGAUAUAUUCCUGAUCCAUUAUCUGACCCAAUAGAACGUACUAGUACAGAUAGUAUUCCUAUUACUAACAGUGGUGUUCUCGAUGUCAACGGCUCAUCAGUGUCUUCAGAUGAAAUUACUAAUUAUCUUUUGCACAAAAUUAAAAAUGACGGAACAAAGGAACAGAUGGACACCGAAAAUGUUUAUUUGAUUCCUCAUUCUUCGAAGCCUGUUAACGAAUAUUUUAAUCCAAAACUACUCGCAGGUCUGUAUCCAACCUUAUUCUGUUAUGGACGUGGAGCACCUGAAGAUCAAUCGCGUCCAGUUAAAGUAAAUUUACGAGAACACAUACAUUAUCUGUUAUCGUACAAUGAUCGACGUUUUGAAACGAACCACAGUUUUAUAUUUGUCGUCUUCAAUCUAUUACAACGACAUGAUGCUUGUUUUCAUGCUCAGCUGAUCGCAACAAAACCUUACUUUCGAGCAUCUGCUGAUGAAAUUCAAUCCUUGAAAAGUAAAGAUAUUGAAAUGGCGCUCGAUAACAUUUCCAAAAAAACAUACAGUUCGGAAUCCAACAGUGCAUUAAAUAAAUUAUUGCAUCAUAUUAAAACCAUCGGUGGUCGAGUUAUGGGUUCAGCAUAUUCACGUACGGCAUUACGUACGCGUAUUCAUGCAUUAAUCUAUAAUCAAGGGUUACCAAGCAUUUUUUUAAUUUUAAAUCCAGCUGAUAUUCACAGUCCCGUGGCAUUAUAUUUUGCGGGAGUCAAGUUGGAUUUAGAUAAUAUUCAAUUAGCGCAACUGAUGACUACUUACAAAAGAGCCGAAAUUAUAGCUUCUCAUCCUGUUGCUACCGCAAAAUUUUUUCAUUUAUUAAUUUCAAAUAUCUUAAAUACUAUGAUUAGUGGUGGUGUUCUUGGACCAAUAAAAGCUUAUUUUGGUACUGUUGAAAGUCAAGGACGAGGUUCGCUUCAUUUGCAUCUUCUUAUUUGGCUUGACCAUGAAAUGAAACCAGCUGAUAUGAAAGAGAAGAUUCAAAAUGCUGAUUUUCGUGAAAAGUUAAAGGCAUAUUUAGAAGAUAUUAUCAAAGACGAUUUGGAUGAAUUCAAAGAUAAACAUGUCUUUGAGAAUUUAGACGUGACAAGAUCAUUCGAUACUCCUCCACGAUUAUCACAAGAUAAUA